UUGCCUUUUUAAGGGGGAGUUCCUCAUGACAAUAAACUCGAGAUCAGGGUUUCAUUUUCAUAAGCUCUUUCUUGAGUUAUAAUUUUUGUGUUUCAUCCUAACAUUGGGCCUAUGUUGCUAUUAAUUAAUUAUGAUUUAUUUCUCCAAUCAGUCGCUCCUUUCUGAUUUUGGAUGAUAAAAAAGCAUCUCAUUGGAUGGCAGGGCAGGGCUGUGGUGUCAGGUGAUGCAGCAGCAGCCACUACUCUCUCUCUCUCUCUGUGGAGAAAUCGCUGGUCUCUCAACCCGGAUGCUGUGCCAUGACUAUUGAUCAUUUUGCCCAGUGCGCAGCGCUGUAGGCAGAACAGGGGGGCGGAUAUAUUUCAGUACCCUUGAAGCGGACAGCUCUCCCCGGAUCCACACGCUGGUCACCGCCGGGCUCCAGCAUCCGAGCCUGGAGGGGCAGAGGGGAACCACAAUUCAUAUCUCAAGAUAGAGGGAGGGUGCAGCCGCGACAUUAAAGGCAAACACCUCCUUCUUUCCAGGAUCGUGACCACUUGCACGCCGCUGAAGCCGUAGCGGAAGGGUGAGAAAGAGGGAGGAAGAAAGCAGAAAAAAAGAGGGGAGUAGCAGCAUCACCACAGAGAGAGAGAAAGAGAGAGAGAUGGCUGAGUGCGGGCGGAAGGCGCUGUCUCUCCUGGAAGCGGCCCGCUCCCGGUACGAGAGCCUGCAGAUAUCCGACGACGUGUUCGGCGAGUCCGGGGAUGACAGCAGCGACAAUCCCUUCUACAGCACCUCCGGAGACUCCGACUCCGACAACUGCAUAGCCGAGAUAGGCGAGGAGGAGCACCACCACCACCAUCAUCACCACCAACACCAACACCACCACCAACAAAAGCGGGGCGAUAAGGAGAGCGGGCACAGCGGGGGAGCGGGAGGUGGCAGCGGCGGAACCGGAGCCGGUCCCCCGGGUUCUCUGUCCCGUAGUCAAGCAGAGGAGGAGGGCUGGACGGAGAGUCUGCAGGAUGUCACCGUGCCGCCGUACAAAGAGACAUAUGGCCCUGCUCAGAAGAUGCCGGCCACCGCCACAGCUCUGGACUUCUUCCAGCUCUUCGUUCCAGACAACUGCAUCCAAAACAUGGUCACCCAGACUAACAUGUACGCCAAGAAGUUCCAGGAGCGCUUCGGCUUGGACGAGGGCUGGCGCCCCGUCACUUCCCAGGAGAUGAAGGCAUUCCUGGGCUUCGUCACCUCCACCAGUGUGCACCGCUGUGAGUCGGUGCUCAGCAUCUGGAGCUCGGGCUUCUUCAGCAACCGGAGCAUCGCCUUGAAGAUGAGCCAGGCACGCUUCGAGAAGAUCCUCAAGUACUUCCAUAUCGUGGCUUUCCGGCCGUCGCAAGGAAGCAACCAGGGCCUGUACAAGAUCCAGCCCUUCCUGGACUCGCUGCAGCAGUCGUUCAGCUGCACCUUCAGACCUUCACAGACGCAGGUUCUUCAUGAACCCUUGAUAGACGAGGACCCGGUCUUCAUCACCACCUGUACGGAAAGAGAGCUGAGGAAGAGGAAGAAACGGAAGUUCAGUCUCUGGGUUCGACAGUGCACCUCCACAGGAUUCAUCUGUCAGAUCUCAGUCCAUCUGAAGGAGGGUCAGGGUACAGACGGUCUGGCCACCCUGAAGAACAAGCCUCAGCUCCACAGCCUCGUGGCCAAGCAGCUCUGCCAGAACAUCUCCGGCAGGAACACCAUCAUCUUCACCGGGCCGUCCAUCACCAGCCUCAGCCUCUUCACCGAGUUCAGCAAACAAGAUAUCUUCUGCUGUGGUCUGCUGAGCACCAGGAAGAGCGACUGCACAGGCUUACCCCAGAACAUGCUGGUCUGUGGCUCCACACCAGCACAGCGCGGCCAAUCACGAGUGAUGAUGAAAGGCAGCAUGUCACUGAUCAGCUGGUACAACAAGGGACACUUCAGGUUCCUCACCAACGCUUACCCCCCAACAAAACAAGGUAUGAUCAUUAAGAGAAAAAGUGGGGAGAUUCCAUGUCCUCUGGCUGUUGAGGCGUUUGCGGCUCACCUCAGCUACAUCUGCAAAUAUGACGACAAGUACAGCAAGUACUUUAUCUUCCAUAAGCCCAAUAAGACCUGGCAGCAGGUGUUCUGGUUGAGCAUCAGCAUCGCCAUCAACAACGCAUACAUCCUCUACAAAAUGUCUGACGCCUACACGGUCAAACGCUACAGCAGAGCGCAGUUUGGAGAGAGACUGGUUAGAGAGCUGCUGGAUCUAGACGACUGCUCCCCCACACAGUGAGGAGGAGGAGGAGGAGGGG
Molecule: messenger RNA, 2300 nt
Organism: Thunnus maccoyii (southern bluefin tuna)
Lineage: Eukaryota; Metazoa; Chordata; Actinopteri; Scombriformes; Scombridae
Gene: pgbd5
Product: piggyBac transposable element derived 5
Exons: 7
Coding region: 641-2281 (546 amino acids)
Biological process (GO): non-replicative DNA transposition
Cellular component (GO): nucleus
Molecular function (GO): transposase activity
Source: RefSeq, a predicted model, not a curated record